GGCAAAUAAAUGUCGCCAAAAUGCCGGUGGGCGAAAUUUGUAGAACAUGCGCGAGACAGACUUUCCAUUUCGUUGAACUCUCAACUCAUUCCGAGAAAUGUGCAAAUAAGAGUUUGUUGGAGGUGUUGCGAGAGUUGACAAAACUAGACCUAUGUUUUGAACACGCGGAAGAUAUGCCACAAUCUAUUUGUAGCGAGUGCCACCAACGCUUGAUAAGUGCCUAUGUAUUUGUAUUGGAUGCGCAACAGGCGCACGAACAGCUGCUGUCAAAACUGCGCGCAAGCUCACUGGACGAGACGCCCAUAGACAUACCAAUUCAGGUGAACAUAAAAACUGAAAUUGACAUUGGUGAGGAGCGCUAUCUGCCUGAAAACGGUAGCAGCAGCACGGAUAUAAACGUGACCAGCUCUGAGAAAAAACCGGAGAAGGAAGACAACAAUAUGGAAGAUGCAGUACACGAAGACGAUUAUGACGACCACAAGCCCUUGGGCACUCGGCGUAGCUUGCGUAAAAACAGAAAUAGAGAAGGAAUAAAAGAGCAGAACGAAGCUAAAACGCAAAUAAAUGAGGAGGAGUCGCCCAUUAAACGUCGACGUGGGCGUCCAGCACUCUAUGAUAGAACAGAAUCCCUAAACGAGAGUGGCAGACAUGCUUGUGAUGUGUGUGGCAAGACAUUUUCCUGGUUCCGCGAUAUGCAGCGUCAUGCGCGUGUUCACUUUGAGCAAGCCUCAUACGUGUGUGAGAUGUGUGGCAAAGGUUUUCUGCGCAAGGACAAGUACACAUUUCAUUUGCGCUCUCAUAAAAAAAGGGAUGCCAAAAGCCAGGCUGUAACGCUUAACAAUGAAUGGCGGUUUGCGGAGCGACUCUACAGUUCGGGCAGACUAAAACUUGUGGAAUGUAAGCUCUGUGGCUUAAAGUGCCAGCGAGUGCUUGAACUGCGACAGCAUUUGUCCCUGCAUGCCAACAUCGAAACGCUAGAUAACCUAACAAUGAACAGCGAUAUAGUCCAGGUGCAUUACAAUCAGAUGGAGAUGCAUGAGAUCAAACAUCAGAUAUGCUCAGACAUUGCAUCACAGAAUAUGGAAAAAUACUAUGCAGUGGUAAACGCACAUGGGUACGAGCUGUGCCUUAGCGACUCGGAUGAAGAGCCUUCUGUUGAUGAUGAUAACAGCAAAUACUAUUGUGAGCCAUGCAAUUUGCCGUAUACACGAAAACAUCGUCUUAUACGUCACACUUUGGAGGAACACAGCCAGGAGAGAUCGGCGCCACCGCAAAGUUGUAGUGUCUGUCACAUUGGCUUUGUCUGCAGCAAACUUUUAAAGCAGCACAUGAAGAGCCAGUGCAACAAUGCGUUAAAACGUUUGGUCUGUUCCCAUUGCCCGGGAAAGUUUAUGUGGCAACAGAAUCUCGUUAGACAUGCUUGCACCCAUCAUAAAUCUGCUGAUCAUGAUGAGUUGGGGCAUUUCAAAAGAGAAACAGCGGGAUCUCCGACAGAUUCGGAGCCAAUAGCCUCGGAACCUGUUGCCACUCGCAGAGGUAGAGGUAGACCUAAAUCUUCUGGCUCCGUAAAGCUACAGUGCUCCGAUUGUGAAAAGGUGUUUAUGUGGCGCAAGGAUCUGAAUCGUCACAUGCGCAUGCAUCAGCCAAACAGAGAUCAGUUUGAAUGUGCAUACUGCGAUCGAAAAUUUCAUCGCAAGGAUGGAUUGAAAUCACAUAUGCGUGUACACAACGAGGAACUGGCAGCCACAACAGAUACAAAUUCUGCAGCCUUGGUGAAGCGUGAGGCUGUUGAUCGAAUGCCAGUGGUGCUAACACAACUAGCAUAUCCCAAUGGUUGCAAGCAAAUUCAGUGCAUGAUUUGUCUAACAAAACACACAAAAAUUUCUGAUUUACGCACACAUUUGCGGACCCAUCAAUAUGUCGUCAACCUUCAAGAUGAGCGUAGCACACCAGCAGCGAUUGCCAGUAUUUCAUGUCAACUUUAUCCAGAGCUUGCGCUUCCAUUGUUAAAACAGGAAUUGGUCGAGCGCAUUAUGAAAGAUGUAGCCCAAAGCGUGGAGCUGGAACGCUUCUAUUCGAUCACCAAUGAAGCUGGUAACGAGCUCAGCUUGGACAGCAGCGAAACAGACAGUGACUCGGAGGGAGAACUAGUUGUCGGUGAUUCAUUCAAGCAGGCUCGUUAUGUAUGUGAACUUUGCCGAGCGGCCCUGCCACGAAAGCACGAAAUUUAUGCCCAUCAGCUGGAAUUCCACGAAUGGCAGGAAGCGAGUAAUGUCUGCCCACACUGCAAUGCUAGGUUUGUGGAUGCGAAGCUGUUGGAGCAUCAUUAUCGUACGCUAUGUCGCAAUACACAAAAGCGUUUUUUAUGCAAGAAAUGCCCGCUUCGCUUUCGGUGGAAGGGAAACCUCAGGUUGCACACGAAUGUGGCCCAUCAAGAGGUGCACGUUAAAGAGGAUGCAGUGGCGCCAAAGCAGGCAGAAAACACUGAAAACACCACCAGCAAGGUCGCUGCCUCGAACUACAAUUGUGCAGAUUGCAAGCGCAGCUUUAGCAUGCAAAAAGAUCUCACCAGGCACGUUCUUAUGCAUGGGAAGGAUGCGAACAUUUAUCGUUGUCGUUGGUGUGCCCGUCGCUUCUAUCGGCUUGCAAACUUACUUCAGCACAUCGAGCGGCAUGGCAUCAAUGCGGCCCAACUUCCAUAUGCCGAAGCUCUAGUCAAUGUCAAUCGCCAUGCUAAUGGCCAAAAGUGUAUUCUCUGCAAGGUGUGCGAUUGUAGUUUCAGCAGCAUUGCUGAACUGCGGGCCCAUCUUCAAAACACACCAGCGGGCACGCAUUUUGAUUAUGGAUCGCUGCAGAACUAUUCCAUUACCAAUGAACUUGGCUACGAGCUGCAUUUGGAUGAUUCUGAAACGGAUGAGGAUAGCAAGGCGCCGAAUGCUCCACCACAUUAUACCUGCUCCAUCUGUAAGCUCCGUGUCCGACGCAAGUAUGAGCUCUAUCAGCAUCAACAAGCUAUGCAUCCCCUGGAGCGUAUUACCGACGGCUGCCCGCACUGCAUCUUCAAGAGCGUUUCACCCGCGCUUCUCGAGCAUCACAAACGUGUACAGUGUGAGAAUACAGAGAAACAGCUGAAGUGCAGCAAAUGCGACUACAAAUUUAUGUGGGAGACGAACUUGUUGUUGCACAUGCAACUGCAGCACAGCGGGGAAACAGAGUCGUCCACUAUGCCAUUGGAACAGAAAACGAUAGCCAGAGAAGUCAUCGAUCAGGGUAGAAUCUUCCAGUGCAGUAACUGCCCAUGCAAAUACAAUCGCAAGGAUCGACUGACAGCACACAUUAAAAAGAUGCACACGCAGAGCUUACCAUCAACAUCGAAGGCCGCUCUGCUGGUAGACAAACAUCAAAACCAGCCCAAACGUUUCCUCUGUGCUUUCUGCGGCAAAGCUGUUAGUUCGUCAUCGAAUCUUAUCAUACACAUGCGUCGCCACACAGGCGAAAAGCCAUUCAAAUGCGAAUACUGUGAAAUGGCUUUUCCGCGCUCUUCCGACUUGCAGUGCCAUCGGCGAAAGCAUACGGGCGAACGUCCGCAUGUCUGCACGGUGUGUCAAAAAGGCUUUUCACGCUCCUAUAAACUUCGCCAACACAUGCGAAUACAUAACGGCGAACGUCCAUACAAAUGCAGCUAUUGCGAGAAGAGCUUUACGCAGUCAAACGACCUCACACUCCACAUAAGACGGCACACCGGGGAGCGUCCCUAUCCUUGCGGCAUCUGCGGUGAACGUUUCAUACAGGGCACGGCGCUGAAGAACCAUCGGAUGCAGCAAGGCCACUACGAAGCUGCUGAAGAAGACACUGCAGAGGAGCCAAAGGGCGGCCACGCGAUGUUAGCGGAAUAUGUAGCCGAGUGAAAUAGAAUAGACCAAUUGGGUCUAUCGAGCUGAGCACCCAAGAAUUGCUCCACACUUAUUAUUAUUAAUCGAAUAUCCUAAUUAUGUUCUAAGAAUAUAAUGUUGAUUGAUUGGAAACGACGAA
Messenger RNA from Scaptodrosophila lebanonensis, 4032 nucleotides. Its product is annotated as zinc finger protein Xfin. NCBI's taxonomy places the organism in Eukaryota, Metazoa, Arthropoda, Insecta, Diptera, Drosophilidae. The coding region runs from base 21 to 3908 and encodes 1295 amino acids. The record is from RefSeq and is a predicted model, not a curated record. Gene Ontology annotation, biological process: regulation of transcription by RNA polymerase II. The transcript has 5 exons. Gene Ontology annotation, cellular component: nucleus; chromosome. Gene Ontology annotation, molecular function: chromatin insulator sequence binding; zinc ion binding.